AUGGCCUCCAGCUAUAUAAAUGAGUGUGAGCGAUUUCCAUGCGGAAAUGGGGCCAGCUGCAUCAACACUCUCGGCUCCUACUACUGCCAGUGUCCCAUCGGUUUUACCGGACCUGACUGUAGAACAGACCUGAAUGAGUGUGACACGAGCCUGACAAUGCACCCAUGCCAGAACAACGGCUCGUGCAUGAACUCUUAUGGCUCUUACUACUGUGUGUGUCCCACGGGCUGGACAGGCAUCAACUGUACCAGUGAUAUAAAUGAGUGCAGCUACCAAUCAUGUGCUAAUGGUGGCAAGUGUGUCAACAUUCCUGGCUCCUACUACUGUACAUGUGGUGACGGAUUCACUGGCUCCGACUGCGGUGUUGAUAUAGAUGAGUGUGUAGAGUACCGCCCAUGCCUAAACGAGGGAACAUGUGUGAACACGGUGGGAGGGUACUACUGUCGCUGCCCUAGUGGAUGGACUGGAGAAAACUGUGGAACCUUUGUGGACCUGUGUAUUUCCAUCAGCUGUGAUAAUGGGGGCACGUGUCUGGGAGUCCAGGACAAGCUGUGUGACUGUGCUCCUGGAUGGUCUGGAACAUACUGUAGAGUCGAUAUAAAUGAGUGUGUCACGGGAAACCCGUGCCAGAAUGGAGCAACCUGCUCCAACAGCAAUGGUGGCUACAUGUGCAAAUGUCCGCCAGGAUGGAAGGGACCUAACUGCUCCAUCAAGAGUAACGAGUGUUCCCUGAACCCGUGUUCCAAUGGGGCAACCUGUGUGGAUGGCAGUGAUGGCAACUACAUCUGUAACUGCCCUCGACAGUGGACUGGUCCAACAUGCAGGGAAGACAAGAAUGAGUGUACAGAGAUUGUGAACUCGUGCCUGUUUGGCGGCCAGUGUAUCAACACCAUUGGAGGAUAUAACUGUAUCUGUCCUGACGGUCGGACAGGGCAGGACUGUGAACUAGACAUAGAUGAGUGUACAGCCCUUGGCUUCAACCCGUUUAAGAACGGUGCAACAUGUGCCAACACAGACGGCUCGUACCAGUGUUUCUGUGCCCAGGGCUGGAUUGGAUUCGACUGUACCACUGAUGAUGAUGAGUGUGCGAGAGAUACUUGUACAAACGGAGGUCGGUGUAGGAAUCUGCUGGGCUCCUACACAUGUGAUUGUCCUCCCAACUGGAGCGGACCAAACUGCAGGACCAACGUGAACGAGUGCACAGUGUACUCCCCAUGUAUGAAUGGUGGGACGUGUAUUGACUCCCCUGGCUCCUACACUUGCCGAUGUGCCAACGGAUGGACCGGCACUAACUGUACCAUUGACUACAAUGAGUGUGUGGAUGUUGCUGAUCCCUGCCAGAACGGGGGGACAUGUGAGAACAAGGAUGGCUCCUACAGCUGUAUCUGCGCAUUGGGAUGGACUGGACCCUACUGUAACAUUGAUGAGAAUGAAUGUACGGAUGUGACCAUCUGCAAGUUUGGCGGGACGUGUGUUAACUUCCCGGGAGGGUUUAAGUGCGAGUGCCCCACUGGACGGACAGGGGAACACUGCGAAACUGAUGUGAAUGAGUGUGACUUCAGUCGUUGCAUGAACAAUGCAACGUGUGAAAACACUGCUGGGUCGUUUGUCUGCCGGUGUCUGCCAGGCUUUGAUGGACAGUACUGUGAAAGAAAUAUCAACGAGUGUGAGGUGUAUGCACCGUGCAUGAACGCUCUCCGGUGUAUCGACAUGUAUGGCACGUACCGCUGUGAGUGUCAACUUGGAUGGAUGGGAAAAGACUGUGAUCAGGAUGUAAAUGAGUGUACUAUCGGAGAGGUGCCUGGAGUACCAUGUUUUAACGGUGGAACUUGCACCAAUACCUUGGGUUCGUACAGAUGUCAGUGUCGUCCGGGAUGGACUGGCCAGAAUUGUGAACAAGAUGUGGAUGAAUGCCUCAAUAAUCCUUGCCGUAACGAUGGUCUGUGUGUCAACCUCGAGGGCUCGUACCAGUGUCAAUGUCCACAGACAUGGACCGGUGACCACUGUGACAAAGACGUGGAUGAGUGUUUGCUGUAUGCCCCUUGUCUCCACGGCGGCGUUUGCACCAACAUUGCUGGAGGCUACAUGUGUAACUGCCCUCCGCAAUGGCAGGGUGUUGACUGUCACCUCGACGUGAAUGAGUGUCUGGAGGCGAACCCUUGCUAUAAUGGUGGCACAUGCCUCAACGUGAAGGGAGACUUCCAGUGCCUAUGUUCGCCACAGUGGACAGGACCUACAUGUAACGAUGAUUUCAAUGAGUGUAACGUUACCAACCCAUGUUUACACGGAGGGACGUGCACCAAUACGAUUGGUGGAUACCGCUGCUUCUGUCCACCCGAAUGGUCCGGUGACAUCUGUGAAAAAGAUGUGAAUGAGUGUAACCUGACUCCCCCAGUUUGCCAAAAUGGAGGUACCUGCUACAAUUCCUAUGGCGCGUUCAUCUGUAGAUGUCCUUUUGAGUGGACCGGCCCAACUUGUGGGGAUGAUCGUGACGAGUGUAGGGAGAUCCGCCCUUGUAACAACGGAGGUACAUGUAUCAACCAGGCUGGCGGGUAUGUGUGCCAAUGUGCCCCGGGAUGGACCGGCAACGACUGUAAUGUUGACGUCAACGAAUGUGAAUAUUCACCAUGUUACAACGAGGGUAUCUGUUUUAACAGCAUGGGCUCGUUCUCAUGCGAGUGUGCGCCCGGGUGGCAGGGUCCCACAUGCAGAAACGAUACUAACGAGUGCAUGGUGAACCCGUACAUCUGUAUGAACGGCGGAGAGUGCGUGAACACAGAGGGAUCCUAUCAGUGUAACUGUUCACAGGGUUGGGGUGGAAAACACUGCGAAAAAGACACGGAGCCAUGUCUGCGUAUCCAGUGUUUUAACGGUGGCUACUGUCAGGAGACAUUUAACAACUCCGGCGCCUACAUGUGUAAAUGUCCGUCUGGGUGGACAGGCGACAGGUGUCAGUACGAUCGCGAUGAGUGUGUGGAAAUACGCCCAUGUAAGAAUGGAGGAAGCUGUAUCAACCUGGUUGGUAGCUUCAUGUGUGAAUGUCCACCAGGCCUGGAGGGGGACACGUGUGAAAUAGACCUGAAAGAGUGUGUGAUGCUGCGUAACCCAUGUAAUGGUAAUGGAGUGUGUGUUGACCUGCCUGGUUCAUUCAGGUGUGACUGUAACCCGGGAUGGACUGGAGACAGGUGUGAUGUUGAUAUCCUCGAAUGUAAGACGGUCCAGUGCUAUAACGGAGGCACGUGCCGUGAGCUGUUGGGAUCUUACAAGUGUGACUGUACCACUGCAUGGGCAGGCAAACAUUGUGAAAAUGACGUGAAUGAAUGUCUGGCUAUUGAGUGUCUGAACAACGCAACAUGUGUUAACAUCGCGGGGACGUAUCAGUGUGAAUGUACGGAGGGUUGGACAGGAGCAUUCUGUGAUAUAGACCGUAAUGAAUGUGAUAGUGACCCAUGUUACAACGGGGGAACGUGUGUCAACACUCUGGGAUCAUACAAGUGCCUCUGUCCCCAGGGAUACGAGGGGCCAUUCUGUCAGACAAACAAGGAUGAGUGUCUGUUGAAUCCAUGUAAGAAUGGAGGGACGUGCCGAGACAUGCCAGGGACAUACGAAUGUAUCUGCCUUGAACAGUGGUCUGGUAUCAACUGUGACAAUGACACAGAUGAAUGCUUCAACAACCCAUGCAGCCACGGGGCAACAUGUCGAAACAUUGUGGGUGGGUUCUUGUGUGACUGUGCACCAGGCUGGACGGGCCCGCUCUGCAAGACAGAUGAGAAUGAGUGCAGUUACGGACCUUGCUUUAACGGCGGACGAUGCGAGAACACAAUUGGCUCGUUUCAGUGUGUUUGCGAAGAGGGGUGGACUGGUCCACUCUGUGAUCAGGAUGUGAACGAGUGUCUCUUGGGGCAAAUGUGUAAAAACGGCGGAACGUGCCAAAAUACGUAUGGCUCAUAUCGCUGUAUCUGUCCCGCUGCAUGGACCGGCAAGGACUGUACCGCAGAUGUUAACGAGUGUGCCCGUAUUGAAUGCCUCCAUGGGGGCGUGUGUAUGAAUCUGGAUGGCUCGUACAAGUGUGACUGCCCACCUGAGUGGAGUGGAGACAUUUGCCAGAUAGAUGUGAAUGAGUGCCUGGUUGCGGACAUAUGUUAUAAUGGGGGAACGUGUCGUAACCUGGUGGGCUCAUUCAACUGUGAAUGCCUGAACGGUUGGCGUGGCGACCGUUGUGAACUUGACGUGGACGAGUGUGGGCGGAACCCAUGUUACAACGGAGGUACAUGUUCCAACACUGUGGGCUCGUACAUAUGUCUGUGUCCGGCUGGAUGGACCGGACCCACAUGCCUUAUUGACAUGAAUGAGUGUUUGGAGAUGCCGUGUCUGAACGGAGCCACGUGUGACAACACCCAGGGAUCAUACAUUUGCCGAUGCCCACGCGGGUAUCGAGGGUCAAACUGUGAACUUGAUGUGGAUGAAUGUCUGUUGAAUCCUUGUCUGUAUGGUGGCACAUGUAUCAACACAGUUGGUUCGUUCACGUGUGAGUGUCCCCCAGGAAGAACGGGACUUGACUGCAGAAAUGACACCAAUGAGUGCGAGUCCAAUCCUUGCCUUCACGACGGUAUCUGUUUCAACACAGAUGGCAGUUUCCGUUGUCAGUGUAACGAGUUUUGGGAGGGACCCAUCUGUGCUAAAGAUCGAAAUGAGUGUGAUUCCCUCCAGUGUUUCAACGGGGGCAUUUGCAAGAAUCUGAUUGGUGGAUACGAAUGUAUUGACUGCUUCGCUGGAUGGACUGGACAACUCUGUGAAAUUGACAUCGAUGAGUGUAUAGAGAAUGGCACUAAUCCAUGUCUCCAUGAUGGCAAGUGUAUCAACACCAAGGGCUCCUUUAUCUGUCAGUGUUCCACAGGAUGGACCGGCAAGAUAUGUGAUGAAGAUGAGAACGAAUGUAACCGGUUCCCGUGCCAGAAUGGAGCGACAUGCCGGAACCUGCCGGGAACUUUUGAGUGUUUUUGUGCCGAGGGCUGGGAGGGAGUCAACUGCCGGAUUGACAUAGAUGAGUGUUCCCUGUAUGCCCCUUGUCUCAACGGAGGUAUCUGCUACAACGGGGCAGGGACAUAUUCCUGUCAGUGUGCCAUGGGAUGGACGGGCAAAAACUGCGAAGUUGAUAUAAACGAGUGCCUGUUGAACCCAUGCCAACAUGAUGGGACUUGCGUGAACCUCCCUGGAUCGUAUAAGUGUGAGUGUCCACCUGGUUGGAUGGAGCCAAACUGCGCUUUCGACAUUAACGAGUGCGCAACUACGCAGUGUGAAAAUGGGGGCACCUGUUUUAACACCCCGGGCUCGUUCAAGUGUAUCUGCACGACUGGAUGGACAGGCGAACUAUGCAACUUUGACCUGGAUGAGUGCCUGUCUGUGGCAUGCUUGAACGGGGGAACAUGUAUCAACCAGAUAGGGGGCUACAUGUGCGAAUGUACAGCUGGGUACAAGGGAGACACGUGUGCAUUCGAUGUGAAUGAGUGUGUAGAGUUCCCGGGUAUUUGUAAGAACGGCGGCCAGUGUAUCAACUCUAUUGGCAGCUAUACAUGUCAAUGUCCGGCUGGCUGGACUGGCCAGGACUGUACCAUUGAUGUGAAUGAAUGUCUACUUAAUCCCUGCCUCCAUGGGGGCACUUGCUAUAAUAAUGAGGGAAGCUACACUUGCUUCUGUCCAGGCGGCUGGACCGGUCCAAACUGUGAAUAUGACAUUGAUGACUGUGAAGUGAAUCCGUGUUUGAAUGGGGGAGUGUGUAUCAACAAUGCCGGCUCCUACACCUGUCAAUGUCCGCCCGGUUAUACAGGCGUCAAUUGUGAACUGGAUAUCAACGAGUGUCUGGCAAAUCCUUGUCUGUAUGGAGGAAGCUGUUUCAAUACCCCGGGCUCGUAUGUAUGUCAGUGUAUCGAGGGACGCACUGGCGUUAACUGUGAAAAAGACAUAGAUGAGUGUAUUGACCUGAGCAUAUGUAAGAACGGAGGGACGUGCAUCAACACCCAGGGCUCAUAUCUGUGUAAUUGUCCGCCACAGUGGACCGGCACACACUGCGAGAACGACGUUGACGAGUGUGUGCUGGGUUUGGCUCGCUGUGAGAAUGGAGCUACGUGUAUCAACACGAUCGGAGGGUACGAGUGUAUCUGUCCACCCGGCUACACUGGACCACGAUGUGCAGCAGACAUCAAUGAGUGCGCUCUGAAUCCAUGCUUGAAUGGGGGCUCGUGUAUCAAUAACUUUGGCUCCUACGUGUGCAUCUGUCUGACGGAUUACACUGGACCCAACUGUGAGAAUGGCAUCCAGACAGCUUUCAAGGUUUCAUUCCCGACCCUUGACCUUACCUACACGCCUGACCUUGCCUUUAACACCUCCUCCAAGUUCCAGAGGCACGCCCAGCUAUUCUGUAAUGAUAUCAAUAACCUGAUGUCGACCCAUAGAAACAGGUUCCCUGACUAUGAGGACUGCGUCGUCACUGCGUUCAAGGACAACCCGACACGCAUGGAAUGGGAAUUGAAGUUCAAGGGCAAUGUUCCACCGGGUACCAUCGACAAUGCCAAGGGCCUCAUUUUUGAGGCAUUUCCACGGAGAAUCUAUGGGGACUCCCUGGGAAUCGAGAUCGGAGAUAUCCUGUUUUUCCUUGAUGAUUACAAGCUGACCAAGGUGUCCAUUCCUGAUGCGAUGCUGCUGAACUUCACACGAUCUCCCGAGUUUGACAACAACAGAUCAAUAGAGUUCCAAACAAAUGCCAACCUUCUGUGUGCUGAUGUUGACACUAUCAUGAAGAACAAUGCUGACAGAUUCCCAAAUUAUGUGGAAUGUAAAGUGAAUUCUUUCCCUGUUGGGCCAGACGGGACCCCAAUGGUGAACUAUGAGAUUUCGUUUGAGGGUGAUCAAAACCCAGCUCAGCUCAAGGAAGACUUUAACAACAUCCUUCUGAGAGACCUACCCAAGGAAAGAUUUGACCGAUGGCUUGGAUAUCGCCUUGGAGACCUGCUGGUCUACUACCAGAACUUUACAGACUUCACAGAGGUGCCUCUUAAGUUCCGUGUGCUUAAUCUGACCUUCAGCAAUGACCUUUAUGACUCGUCCUCGCCGCGCUUUAGGCUACACGCUGAGAGGUUCUGCAUGGAUAUUGACCGACUUUUGAAUGGAAGAAAAGACCUCUUUCCAACAUACGAAAAAUGCAAGGUUGAGAGAUUUGGUAACAACCCAGUAAAUAUUGAGAUCCUGCUGGAGUUUAUGGGCCAGUUAUCGAUACCAGAGAUGCAGCAGCUGGUUGCCACGGUGAUAUUUGAGGACACGCCCAGAUACCGCUACGAACAGGUCGUCGGUCACCUGAUAGGAGAUCUCCUCGUGUACUACGCAGACUUGCUGCUUUAUAACUAUAACGUGCCUUUCGAUGCAUGGCUGUACAAUAGCACCCAGAAGAUCUACGGCCUUACAUGGCGGGACGAAGACCGACUCUGGGACUCCGAGUCAGCCAAGUUUAAGGAGCUCGAAAAUACAUUCUGCUCUGAGAUUGACAAGAUAUUCCGAGAAGUCCCUAUCCAGGGCAAUGUGAACAAGGAGAGAUACUACCGUUGCUUCAUAGACAACUUCCAACGUCAGAACGAUCCAGACACGCAGGUCGGCUUCACAUAUUCUAUUGUAUUUAAUGGUACCGAACCGCUCAUCAAAAGUGAGAUAGACUCCAUGAUCGAGGCCAAGAGCUCCGUGUACCCGCUUGGGGACAAGAAGUGGGUUCAUCUUGCCGACCAAUGGCUCCUUAAUGAGUUACAGUGGGACGAGGUGAAAAUCAACAUCUCCGACUACCUCAUCAAUAUGAUCACCACGCCCCCACCUAGCCAGGUGAACACAAUUGUGAACAUGACAUUCCGGCUAUUGAACUUCACGAUGACUCCCAACCUGGCGGACACAAACUCGGCAGAGUUCCAGCUCCUUGCCUCACAGUUCUGCAAAUAUCUUGACGACAGUUAUCAAGCCAGAUUCUCUACAUAUGAAAAAUGUGAUGUGAAGAAGUUCUAUACGGACAUGUUUGAGGGCACACAGCACGUGAACUUCCACCUGUCAUUCCGCGGUGACCAGGUGCCGGAACUGCCGCAGCUUCUGAUUGCUAUUCUGGUGGAGAACGCCCACCGGGAGACAAUUAACAACCGUAUUGCUCUCGUGGUGGGGCCAUUAUUUGUGUUUGAGGACUCACUACAACAGGACCCUACCAAUUCCAUAGUUGUGACAGGAGGAGGCACUACACUGUCCACACCCUCAGCGGACCCAUGUAUACCUGACAAAGACGACGUUAUACUGGCCGAUCCUACCGACAAAGCUGGUUACUACAUAUGCUACAAGGGAAGUGGCUACAACAUGAAAUGUGACCCACCAAAAGUGUUUAAUCCAAGCAGGAGCACCUGA
Molecule: messenger RNA, 8424 nt
Organism: Mya arenaria
Lineage: Eukaryota; Metazoa; Mollusca; Bivalvia; Myida; Myidae
Product: fibrillin-1-like
Exons: 67
Coding region: 1-8424 (2807 amino acids)
Molecular function (GO): chitin binding; calcium ion binding
Source: RefSeq, a predicted model, not a curated record